AUGACGCUCUCUACCCAUAUCGUUCGCCGAGGCAUGGAGUAUGCUCACAAUGGCAUGCUGGCAGCCACUGAAAUCCAGCAACCAAACGAUGGCAACAGUACCCAGGUCUCGCCCAUCGCCGCCUUGAUAUUUCUUCUCACUGGCCUUGCGUUAAUUUUGGUCUUGUUCUCCGUUGGCUACACCUACGGGCAUCUUCUCCCUGUACUAUGCAUGGUCGAAAGCCCUGCAACUGAAGCCUACGUUCCUGUCGGGACUUUCGAGCCUACGGAGCCCCCUGCCUACUCUGCCACUACUCCUGCACCCAAGCCUACGAAUGGACUACCUGAGGAUCCUGACCUUGACCCGGAGGACAACGCCGAAAUCCUCCUUGUCCGCAACAAACCAUUCACAGCCUCCAUCCGCGCAACACUCCAACAUCUCCGAGCUCGGGCUGGUUUCUGGUCUCGCUUCCGCGGUCUUUCCAUGUUUCUUGCGUGGAACAUGCUUUGCGGCUUCCUCAUCUCAGUUAUUGCAAACGUCUUCCUCGGGAAUCGACUGGGAGUUGCAUUUGCUGCUAUUGUCGCCGAGACGGCGCUUGCAACCUGGCACAUGGCUUGGGUGCACAUAAUCAUUUCCGAGCCUAGCCAAAAGAGAUGGUACAAGCGUAUCCCUACAAUUCGAACUUGGCCAAAGAUUGCGCCUGCAGUUGCCUUGUGGGCAACCACAAACCAGGUUGUGUCCAUCCUGCCGAUGCUCGUCUGUGGAUCCUUUGGUUCGCUAAACCGUAUGAGAGACCCGGAGUAUGAGCCAGGCAGGAAGGACCUAUACGCAGUGGGCGGUCAAGGUGUCCUCGGAUUCUCGCUGAUGGUGUUCUUGUUUGUCCUACUUCAGAUACCAGCAACAGUCACUCUCGUCCGUGUUGCAGCCUCAAUGCUGCCGGAAGAAGAUGAAACCAUUGUCCCAUUUGACCGCACGUUUGGUGGAAAAACUACACCAGCCAUUGUUGGCGGCCAAGGCAAGAUUGGAUUGGUUGAGGCAUGGAGGAGUUUCCCAUGGGCGAGCCGCAUGCGGCUGCUGAAGCUUAUGAUCAAGGUUGUCUUGAUCUUCAUGGCCUGCUGGAUGCUUGUCACCAUUGUCUUGGUGGCUGAGGCUCAUCUUUUGUUCGGUGACAGCUUGGGUCACAUGAUGAAAACGAUGCACGGAAUUGCUGGUGCUAGCCAGUGA
Molecule: messenger RNA, 1203 nt
Organism: Cladophialophora yegresii CBS 114405
Lineage: Eukaryota; Fungi; Ascomycota; Eurotiomycetes; Chaetothyriales; Herpotrichiellaceae
Exons: 2
Coding region: 1-1203 (400 amino acids)
Source: RefSeq, a predicted model, not a curated record